AUGUAUAUUUUAUUUGAACGUUGUUUAUCUUUAUUUGCAUUUAAUAUUCGUUGUAUUCGUAAUAUAAAUUCUAGUGUGACAAACUUUGCUUUACCAACGAGUAAUGUGAUGUACAUUUUUGAUAGACAUACAAAAUUGCUUCAGAAAGAACGUGCUGCUCAAGCUGCUGAUGUAAAAUUAUAUGAUUACAUUAAAGAUGAAGUAGGGUACAGACUUGCAGAUAGAAUAUUAGAUAUAAAGAGAAAUUUCAAAAAAGCGCUUGAUUUAGGAUGUGGUCGUGGUUAUGUGUCAAAACACAUUUUGGCAGAGCAUGUAGAAGAAUUAAUCUUAAUUGACAUGUCAACUAGUUUCAUACAUCAGGCAGAAGUUAAUGAAGGAAUUAAAGUAUCACGAAUAAUUAUGGAUGAAGAAAAUUUUUCACUCGAACCAAACAGUCUAGAUUUAGUAAUAAGUUCAUUAAGUUUGCAUUGGAUAAAUGAUUUACCUGGAUGUUUUAUGAAUAUUAAUAAAAGUUUAAAAAAUGAUGGAGUUUUCAUAGGAGCUAUGUUUGGAGGAGAAACAUUAUAUGAAUUAAGAAGUUCCUUGCAAUUGGCAGAAUUAGAAAGAGAUGGUGGAAUUUCAGCGCACAUUUCUCCAUUUACAGAUAUUAGAGACGUUGGAAGCUUAUUGACAAGGGCUAAUUUUACCAUGCUAACAAUUGAUGUAGAUGAAAUUGUUAUUGGAUAUCCAAGUAUGUUUGAAUUAAUGUGGGAUUUGAAAGGAAUGGCAGAGAAUAAUGCAAUAAGAAAUCGAAAAUUGCGUUUAAAUAAAGAUACUGUUCUUGCUGCUGCUACAAUAUAUAAAGAGCUAUAUGGAAAAAUCAAAGAUGAUGGUAGUCCAUAUGUACCUGCUACAUUUCAAGUAAUAUAUUUAUUAGGUUGGAAGCCAGAUGCAUCACAACCAAAACCCUUAAAAAGAGGUAGUGGACAGGUUUCACUUAAAGAUUUACAUAAAUUAGAUGAAAUUAUAAAAGAUACAAAAAAAAUUAAAAUAGAUGAAGACAAAUAAUUGCUGUAUAAAGUAUAUUUAAAAGUUAUAAAAAUUUGUAUUGAAUAUAAAAUUUAAUGUCUUCAUGAGAUAAAUCUUUCUGAAAUUUAUUAAAGGAGGUUAAUAAGUAAUUCAUCUCAAUUAACAA
Molecule: messenger RNA, 1174 nt
Organism: Eufriesea mexicana
Lineage: Eukaryota; Metazoa; Arthropoda; Insecta; Hymenoptera; Apidae
Product: NADH dehydrogenase [ubiquinone] 1 alpha subcomplex assembly factor 5
Exons: 3
Coding region: 1-1047 (348 amino acids)
Biological process (GO): mitochondrial respiratory chain complex I assembly
Cellular component (GO): mitochondrion
Molecular function (GO): S-adenosylmethionine-dependent methyltransferase activity
Source: RefSeq, a predicted model, not a curated record